Messenger RNA from Vanderwaltozyma polyspora DSM 70294, 486 nucleotides. RefSeq names its product Tmh18p (gene TMH18). The transcript is spliced from 2 exons. The coding region runs from base 1 to 486 and encodes 161 amino acids. The record is from RefSeq and is a predicted model, not a curated record. Lineage: Eukaryota; Fungi; Ascomycota; Saccharomycetes; Saccharomycetales; Saccharomycetaceae.
AUGUCUCUAUUUAAACCAACCUGUCAUCUUUUGUUUUAUUCAUUUGUUUUUGGUGGAACUACAUUUUACUCAUAUGCUGCAUCACCUGUAGCAUUUAAAACUUUGGAAAGAGAUCAAUUUUCUAAGCUUCAAAGUAAGGUUUUCCCUGGAUUCUUUUUUUUACAAUCUGUUUCACCAUUGAUAUUAUUAUUCACAUCACCAAUUGCUUUAACCAAGGCUCCAAUUGCUGCUUUGACUAUUGCUUCAAUUAGUGGUGUCACUAAUUUAUCAUGGUUAUUACCAUGGACUCGUAGAAUUAAGGAAGAAAGAAAGGCUUUGGCUGACAGAUUAGAGGGUAAAGAAUUAGAAGCAUUUGAUAAGGAUCUACGUAAAGAAUUUGGUAAAGCUCAUGGCUUGAGUUUGCUUUUCAAUUUCACUAAUGCUCUAGGUUUAUUAACUUAUGGUAUUUAUUUGAGCAAAGGUAUUUUAAGAUACUUACCAAAAUAA